AUGCCUUCAUACUCCAAGUUCCUCAAAGAUGUUCUCACCAACAAGAGGAAGCUCAAUGAUGAGCUCAUAACUCUUCCCCAUCAAGUGAGUGCACUUGUCCAACAUAAGAUGCCCAAGAAGGAAAAGGAUCUGGGAAGCUUCACUUUUCCGGUAAAAAUUAGAAACAUGGAGGCUAGGGGUGCCUUAGCCGAUCUUGGAGCAGUGAUGGAUAUGGAGGAAGAUGUUGACACUCCUUUGAUCUUGGGUCGUGAAGCUCUUAAAACUUUGGGGGCGGUCAUUAAUUGCAAGAACAACACCAUCACAUGUGAAGUGGCCGAUGAGAAGAUUGUAUUUGAGUUCUCUAAGUUGCUCAAGACCCCCAUGGUUGAGAAAUGCUAUAGAGUGGAUAAUGAAGAGUUGGAUCGUUUUGGAAGGGUCAUGAUGAAGCCCCAAGAUGCUAUGGUUGAAGCUCUUACAUGCAAGGAAGAGUACCAUUCACAAGAGGCUAAAGAGCUAGUCGUGGCCGUGGAAGAAGCUUCCAAGGAGGAUGAGGUUGAACAACAACGAGAGGUUAUGCUUGAGCAUAAGAAGGAGAAAUUGGAGGAGAGUUUUGGGCACCUUUUGUUAAAGGAAGAUGAGCUAUUCUUGGUCAAGGAGUGA
This is a messenger RNA of Chenopodium quinoa (quinoa), 639 nucleotides long. RefSeq lists its product as uncharacterized. The coding region runs from base 1 to 639 and encodes 212 amino acids. The record is from RefSeq and is a predicted model, not a curated record. The transcript has 3 exons. NCBI's taxonomy places the organism in Eukaryota, Viridiplantae, Streptophyta, Magnoliopsida, Caryophyllales, Amaranthaceae.